This is a messenger RNA of Lachancea sp. 'fantastica', 1872 nucleotides long. Lineage: Eukaryota; Fungi; Ascomycota; Saccharomycetes; Saccharomycetales; Saccharomycetaceae. The record is from the annotation of a GenBank genome assembly.
AUGGCUACCACAGCGCAUCCGUACCGUCAGAAUUUGGCGACUACACCUCAGGCUAACUAUAGCGUGGAAAACGUGGGAGAAAGGGCAAGAAUCUCGAGCAAAUCCAGCAAUGAGGGGUUGGAGAAUGUCAAGGUAGACCAGGAGUAUGAGAGAUACGACUUAGGGGCUCCAUUGGACCCGCCUCAAGCUGUUCAGCAGCAUCGGAAAGCUGUUUCGUCGCCAGUGACCUCUACUAUAGGAACACCGGUUUCCUCACAGUUCAACCUACAAGACUCCCAUACCAGUCUUUCCGAGCUACGCGUCACCUCUGAUGGAGCUACGCCCAGAAAUUCGCGCAGAAAUACCAAGUCAUUGGACCUCUCGCAUUUGUUUCUGCUGGGCGACAAAGAUACCCAAUUUACAGCGACUAAUGAGAGCGUGGCAGACCUCUCGCACCAGAUGAUCUCGGAAUAUCUGGGCGAGGCCAACAAUUCUUCGCUGGUGCCCCGUUUGAAGACCAUCGAGAUGUACAAGCAGAACGUCAAGAAGUCCAAGGAUCCAAAUGUGUUGUUCCAGUAUGCCCAGUACAUGUUGCAAACAGCGCUCACUAUAGAUACAGCAGGCAUGAGCGGGUCUUCGGUCUCAUUGGGCAAAGACGGUAAAUCAGAUCCGCAUGCUGAUAUGCGCCGGCAAUUCUUGAAAGAAGCGCAGACCUACCUGAAAAAACUCAGUGUGAAGGGCUACGCAGACGCACAAUAUCUCUUGGGAGACGCAUACUCGUCCGGUGCUUUUGGCAAAGUCAACAACAAGGACGCUUUCGUGUUGUUCCAGUCGGCCGCCAAACAUGGCCAUGUGGAAAGUGCUUUCAGAACGGCAUUCUGUUUUGAAGAAGGGUUGGGUACAACCCGCGAUUCGCGUAAAGCGGUUGAAUUUCUCAAAUUCGCUGCCAGCAGAAAUCAUCCUUCUGCAAUGUUCAAACUAGGUCUAUUUUCGUUCCAUGGACGCAUGGGCCUGUCUCAUGACAUCAGCACAAAGCAAAAUGGUAUCAAAUGGCUCUCUAGGGCCGCAGCGCGUGCGAAUGAGCUGACCAACGCUGCUCCUUACGAAUUGGCCAAAAUAUACAAAGAUGGGUUUUUGGAUAUUAUCAUACCGGAUGUGAAGUAUGCGAUGGAGCUGUACAUCCAAGCCGCUUCUCUCAAGCAUGCUCAAUCUUCUACUGCAUUGGGGAAGAUCUACGAAUCGGGUAACGAGGUGGUGCCUCCUGACACCAGUUUGAGUGUCCAUUAUUAUACGCAAGCCGCACUUCUGGGCGAGCCGCAUGCUAUGCUUGGGCUUUGCGCCUGGUACUUGAUGGGAGCCGAACCAGUUCUUGAGAAAGAUGAGCGAGAGGCUUAUCAAUGGGCUUUAAAAGCUGCUAAAAUAGGGUUGCCAAAGGCCCAGUUUACGGUGGGAUAUUUUCAUGAAAAGGGUAAAGGAUGCGAGGCUGAUCCUUUAAAAGCCCAGCAUUGGUACGAGCUUGCGGCCAAGGGAGGCGACGAAAGAGCCGCCAAUAAAGUGGGCGGAAGGGACGCUGUUCACCCCAGAAGGCAGAAGAGCUCCACCACGCUUAAUCUAUUUUCAUCGGUUUCCACUUCCAAUCUCUUAGAGACGACGAAUGGAAAAACUUCGCCAAAAGCUGUGAACUCUGAUACUUCCAACCAACCCCCGGUGCUGGCGCCUCUGGAUGCGAGUGGUCUCAGUAAGAAAAUCCCUGGCCCCGAAAACGGGGCUGCUUUCGAUUUGACCGAUGACGUGGUACCGAAACCUAAAAGUACCCGUCUGUCGCAAGAACCCACCAAAAAAGACAAGAAAUCUCAAGUUAAAAAGAAGGGCAAGAAAUGCGUCAUUAUGUAG